UUUUUUAAAACUUUUCUUGCACUUUCCCAUUCUUUCUUCUCUUGAAAGUUAGAACCCAAACAGAACAAACAAAUUGCAAAUACACACAUUUUAUCUUUCUACAUCUCACAAUUAUGGAGAAUGGUUCCUCGUCUCCUCGAAAUGAUGCGUUUCCUGCUGGUCUCCGUGUGCUCGUCGUCGACGAUGAUCCCACCUGGUUGAAGAUCCUUUCAAAAAUGCUCAAUAAGUGUUCUUAUGAAGUGACAACAUGUGGUUUAGCAAGAGAAGCUCUGAACCUGCUUCGGGAGAGGAAAGAUAGUUAUGACAUUGUGAUCAGUGAUGUAAACAUGCCAGACAUGGAUGGUUUUAAACUUCUAGAGCAUAUCGGACUUGAAAUGGAUCUUCCUGUGAUUAGUCAGUUUUUUGCCAUGAUGUCUGUUGAUGGAGGAGCAAGUAGAGUAAUAAAAGGCGUUCAGCAUGGAGCAUGCGACUAUCUCCUUAAGCCGAUACGAAUGAAAGAACUUCGAAAUAUAUGGCAGCAUGUAUUCAGAAAGAAGAUAAAUGUGGUGAGAGACAUUGAAAUUCUUGAAGGAAUGGAAAGUAUACCAAUGGGGGUAAGAAAUGGAUCAGACCAAUCCGAUGAUGGGCACUUUUUUUGUGGAGAGGAUUUUACUUCAACCAAGAAAAGAAAAGAUGUCGAAAACAAGCAUGAUGACAAAGAUCCUGGUGACAAUUCUUCCACAAAGAAAGCCAGAGUAGUUUGGUCCGUAGAUCUUCAUCAGAAAUUUGUCAAAGCUGUAAAUCAGAUAGGAUUUGAUAAAGUUGGUCCUAAGAAAAUACUCGACUUGAUGAAUGUACCAUGCUUGACAAGAGAAUCUGUUGCAAGCCAUUUGCAGAAAUAUCGUCUCUAUUUGAGCAGAUUGCAGAAGGAAAAUGACUUGAAAACUUCUAUUGGUGUGAUAAUGGAUUCAGACUCAUGUUUGAGAGAUUCUGCUGGUAGUUCUGGUACCCAGAAAUCCGUCAACAAGCAGCAGAGCGAUGGUAAUGACUUGAAAACUUCUGUUAGUGUGAUAAAGGAUUCAGAUUUACCUUUGAGAGAUUCUGCUGAUGGUUUUGGUACCCAGAAAUCAAUCAACAUGAAACAGAGCGAUGCUUCAAAUUACAGCUAUGGAUUUCCUGGACAACCCUGCUUCAAAUACAAUUAUCCUUCAAGUGACUCCUGUCAAAGUGAGGGCACCCAGUCUUCACCGGACAUCCUGCAUUAUGGUGUUCUGCAGGAUAGCUUUCUUCUCCACAAUGUGGAACCCAAAAGCUAUGGAAGUGAUCAAGAAGAAACCAUUUCAAUGGCUGAUCCUUGGAAAGAUGACGGGGUGGCCACGGUUCCGGAACCGGAAUUCCGGAACCGACGGUUCCUGUUCCAUAAAAUUUAUAAUCAGAACCAAACUGAAAAUUAACGGUUCCGGUUAUGGUUUGAAACCGAACGGUUUCAGUUCCUCAAUGGUUCUAAAAUCGACAGUUUCAGUCAAUUUUUUGCCCGGUUUCAGACGGUUCCGACCGGAACUAGAACAGUCGGUUCCAACUGAAAUUAGAACCGUCAAUUCCCAGUUCCAAAACUGAUGGAACCGGAACUGAUCCGAUUCGGACCGGUUCCGGUUCCGGUUCCCACCGGUUCGGAACCAACGGAACGUAACUUUAUCGACACAGUAGAACCCCUUUGAGAGGGUGAAGAAUUAUAUAUAGCAAUAGCAAUGCAUUAUUGUUUAUGUUUUUUUUUUUUAAUCUCUAAUACUGUAAUUCUUUUCUCUUUGUAUUAUCUAUAAAUAGACCUAUGAAAUCAUUCAUAAA
Molecule: messenger RNA, 1824 nt
Organism: Jatropha curcas
Lineage: Eukaryota; Viridiplantae; Streptophyta; Magnoliopsida; Malpighiales; Euphorbiaceae
Product: two-component response regulator ORR26
Biological process (GO): phosphorelay signal transduction system; cytokinin-activated signaling pathway
Molecular function (GO): DNA binding
Source: RefSeq, a predicted model, not a curated record